AUGGUAAGUUCAAGAUUCUUCCGCCUACCUAACGAGGAGGACUACAUUUGCUGUUUCCCCUUCACGGAUCAGGGGCAGGUCACCUAUGAUAUCGACAAGAAGAGAGCGUGGUUUGUAAACAUCUGUGCAGUCGCGAAUGGAGAGAAGGACACUAUAGAAUCACUGGCUGAGAAGUUUGAUGCUAAAGUCAAUCUCAAGGUGGACCACGAAGCGAACCGUGCAUCCAACUACCCAAAGAUCGACGAAGUCUCCAAAGAACUCCUUACGUUCAAACUCGACCUAGGAGAUGGCGCAGAAUCAUUCCAGACCAAACGAAUUGUAUUGGCUGUCAGUCAAUGCGUCGAUGGGCUAACUGAGGCAGUCGAAACGUACCUCAACUCCUGUACAGAAGCCCAGAUUCUCCUACACGGGCGGGAUCGUGAAGCCAAUACUACCCUUAUACUUGCGAUAAUGGAGCAGAGCUCGGCCAUGGUCUCGCCUCUUUUAAGACACGGUGCCAAGAUAGAUGCUACCAACGUAUAUGGGCGGAGCGCGCUUAUGGAGGCAGCACUAUGGGGAAGACUGGAUAAUGACACUGAGAAGAACAGACGUGAGAGAUAUGUGCGAGCCGGCGGUGUCCUUUCCGCUACCACUGAGCAGAAGCCUGUCUAUCGCGAAGAUACGUUCAACAGAGACAAGGAUCGCCAAGCCAUCGUACGGCUUAUAGGAGAAGAUAGGAAGUCAAAUAUCACUUAUGAGAGUCUGCCAACAGCAUCAGAGUACGUAAAAUAUACUUUUCAGCGGACACUGCUCAGAGACUCAAUCGAAUUUAAAGGACCAAGCGCAAAAUAUCCUAUCACCAAUCCCAAAAAGACUGUGGCACGAUUAGAGAGAGGAGGUCGGUGUCCAUCUGUUGCAGCUAUUAGUGGAUGGUCUCAUGCUUCGGAGCGGAACCCGAAUGUCAGGGUCAAGGGUAAGCGAUGGACAGCCGAUGUGCUCUAUAUCGCUAGCCUUGUCGGACACAAGCUUCCACCCCACGAGUAUGAUCAAGAUAUAUCAGGAGCGUUCUCUGCCUGUCAUGCAGAAAAGCAACUAAUCGCCCACCUUAUUGAUCGUCAUGUUUCCCUUGCCUGUGACACGAUUUCGGUCCCGGAGCUCGAAGAAAAACUUGACUCGCACCGAAAGAUCAAGACGGACUUGUUUCACCCCGAGGACACAUACCUCGGGCACAAGAAAGAUGAAGCCAGAAUAUCUAGAUCGAAGUCGGAACUUGCAUCUGUAAACAACAAGCUGGAGAAGCUUGAAUCAAAUCAUGAAGUCGGACAGAUCAUCAGCCUAGAGAAUCGAUUGGGCGGUUUGAAUCAGAACAGAGCCAAACACCAAGCACUGAUAGAUUUAUCCAAUGCACGACCACCACACUCGCUAAAGAUUGCGGCCGUAUUGGUCAGCUUCCCAAUUUGCCGGGACUGCGAGGAAUUUGCAAUAAAGGUGAAUCAAUACUUUGGCUUGUCCAUGCAAGUUGCAGCAGUGUGA
Aspergillus homomorphus CBS 101889 is the source of this 1512-nucleotide messenger RNA. RefSeq lists its product as uncharacterized. Lineage: Eukaryota; Fungi; Ascomycota; Eurotiomycetes; Eurotiales; Aspergillaceae. The coding region runs from base 1 to 1512 and encodes 503 amino acids. The record is from RefSeq and is a predicted model, not a curated record. Gene Ontology annotation, molecular function: protein binding. The transcript is spliced from 4 exons.